Molecule: messenger RNA, 978 nt
Organism: Mycena indigotica
Lineage: Eukaryota; Fungi; Basidiomycota; Agaricomycetes; Agaricales; Mycenaceae
Exons: 8
Coding region: 1-978 (325 amino acids)
Source: RefSeq, a predicted model, not a curated record
AUGGUCAAGUUUAUCUCCCCGGACAAGGCGGGGCUCUUGUCCACCGUUCUUGAGUCAAUACUCUAUGGCUUUUCUGUCUUAAUGUUCAUCCUGACUAUGUGGGUUCUAAUUCGCGGACGCGGAAAAUCAAAAAUCAACAUACCUAUGGUCGUUGUUUCCAUGUUACUGUUUAUUUUGAGCACGAUUCACAUCGGGGUUGAUAUCAACAGGCUGAAUAGUGGGUUCAUCGUCUACCGCGAUUCGUUUCCCGGGGGCCCAGCAGCCUGGUUUGCCAACCCCAGCGAGAAAUCCUUUGUUUUCAAGAAUGCCGUCUAUACUUUACAAACAGUCCUGGGAGAUGGCGUCGUGAUCUUCCGGUGCUACAAAGUUUGGCAGUCAUUCUGGAUCAUUGUCAUCCCUUGCAUUCUCUGGUGUGGUGUCGCCAUUGCGGGCUCUGGCAGUGUUUAUACGUGUACGACGCCGCUCGCCGACCCAACAAGCAUCUACGCGCUGCAACUGGGUCGCUGGAUCAAAGCCUUUUAUUCUACAACACUUGCGUGUAAUUUCACCGCUACUGCACUCCUUUCAUACAAACUUUGGUCAAUCAACAAGCAGGUUGCUGCAACCCGAGUUGGCCGGGGAGUCGUACUUCCGGUUCUCUUGAUCGUCAUUGAUGCGGGAGUCCUCUACUCUGUGACCCUCGUCGCGGCCCUCACCUGUUUUGCACUGAACAGCAACGGCCAAUACGUGGUACUUGAUAUGGUUACUCCAAUCAUCAGUAUUGCGUUCUACCUGGUGAUCUUGCGGAUUGGCGUCGCUCGCAGCAAGACGCUUUCUGGCAGCGCGGUCAGCACGCUCAACACCACCAUGCCGCGACUGCCACUGUCUCGCACUGACGGCAACAACAGGAUGAAGAUCCAGAUCGACGUAGAGCAGGAGUUUGACCAGGAGACGAGGGAAGAAUACUCCGUCAAGGGUAGUCGUGGACACGCCAUGUAG